UGACUAUUCAACACAUAUUGUGGUAAAAUGGUCUCCCAGAGAACAAAACUGAACCUUAUCCUACUCAUAAGUCUGUGCAUUGUCAAUACUGGAGAGAUUCAAUUACCGGAAUUUUCGUUUCCCUUCAUAAUUGAGGAAACAGGAGGAAUACAUGUUAGUUUUGGAGCGGUUUCGUUCACUUUACAUGAUAAUUACUCAGUUACAGUGAAUGCUACUGGCUGUAAAUGGAUAGUUGACUUGAACAGACCAACCACUGAAGAGAAAGCAAAUAUGGGAGGGAUUCGUCAAGGUUACUUAGACUGUCAUAGCUGGCAUCAACCUCCAUUCGAAAAGGUAAUACUUGAUAGACUACUUGGUAAUCUAAAACGAUAAAGUAUGGCUGUGCAAACCACCACCCCCUAUUGGAUCUGCAGUGACCAUUGGCAAAAUAACACACUCCAUACUCUCAGUGCAUAACUGAAAAAUACC
Molecule: messenger RNA, 468 nt
Organism: Trichobilharzia szidati
Lineage: Eukaryota; Metazoa; Platyhelminthes; Trematoda; Strigeidida; Schistosomatidae
Source: the annotation of a GenBank genome assembly